AAGUAUAUCACCCAAGGUUCAGAAGUCUCCAGAUUCAUAUAUCUGUGCGGUGUCCCUCUGCUGCGCUCGCCUCGAAACCUUCCCAUCCACAAACCAGCAGCUUCAUCUCAACUCAUCGUCAGCAACAUCAACCCUACACGUCGUCGCUGUCAUUGCGUUUCUUAUCCCCAGGAAAGAUGCAGAACUCUACCGCCGCCCAAUCCUAUCCUGAGUCUACCAGCUUCUUCGAUGAGGGCUUUGUGAUAACGGCCUGGGCUCUUGUCGCGAUCUUCAUCACCCUGUUACUAUUGCCUCUUAACGUCCCUACGUGGUGCUAUAUACGGAGUCUCCACAAAAGGAUAAAGAAGACCGGAAAAUGGGACGAUAUUAUCGUGGAGACGUUUGAAUCUUUCUGCUGCAUCGCUGUGUGCGUGCUAAUAUCUACGGCCUACAUCAUCGCAUUUGCGUUCAGAUGGGAUAAGGAUUAUUUUGCUUCGCCGCCUUCGAUGCUAGAGGUCCUUGGGCUAGCUUUUCAGAUGGUCAUUUCACUGAACAUCGCGUCGGCUAUUGUGUUUGGACUGUUUUGGGGGCUGAUAGGGUUGGCCGAGAGAUUUCAGGCAUCGCCGAAAAAGUAUGAGGAGGUUUAGGACAUAAGUUUACGUACACUUGGAUAGAACGGUCCGAGGUGCCUCGAUGCAUUUUCAAAAGCCCCAACUGAAUCCUUCGCACGACUUGUAAGCUCGCUAGGCCACCUCAGAUAUUGUCAGAUAU
Messenger RNA from Mytilinidion resinicola, 750 nucleotides. RefSeq lists its product as uncharacterized. NCBI's taxonomy places the organism in Eukaryota, Fungi, Ascomycota, Dothideomycetes, Mytilinidiales, Mytilinidiaceae. The transcript has a single exon. The coding region runs from base 177 to 626 and encodes 149 amino acids. The record is from RefSeq and is a predicted model, not a curated record.